This is a messenger RNA of Bursaphelenchus okinawaensis, 3333 nucleotides long. The record is from the annotation of a GenBank genome assembly. Lineage: Eukaryota; Metazoa; Nematoda; Chromadorea; Rhabditida; Aphelenchoididae.
AUGUUCCAAAUUGCGUUUUGUUGCUUUAAUGAUGCGCGUAUGACUAAUGAGCCAUUACGGGUAUUAAAGGUCGACACUAAACGGAGGGCGGUGUGCAAAGAAGACGAACAUGCCUUUAGUUAUUCGAUCAUAACUUUCCUCAUGACAUCCAAAUGGCUGCUUCUUCUGGCUUUUCUUAAUCUUCAGAAGGUAAGGAAUGAUUUUUAGAUCUAAAAUUUCGGUUUUUUGAUUAGAGUCAAUAAGUUUUGGUAGUUUUUCUUAAACUUUUUUCUGAUUUUUAAAGCUUUUUUGCUAUUUUUAGGCGCUUUUUAAACCUUUUAGGCUUAAAUUUAAGUUUUUAAGCUCAUUUUUUUAGGUUUUUAUGUUCUUUUUUAUAAUAUCUUAACACCUAAUUAUAUAUUUUUUCUAUUUUUAGGCAAUUCAACCUGUAUCAAACAAUGAAAACUUCCUUUUCAUAACGAUAAAGUCCACCGAGUCGAAUCACAAGACCCGAUUAACAGUCUUGGAAGACACUUGGCUGCAGAAUCUCAAACCAUCUGUGAGUUGAUUUGUAAAAUUACUGGCUUUUUGAUAAGCUUUCCAUUAUUAAAAUAUGAAAAAGUAAUGUCAUACCCUUCGACUGACAAAAUUUUUUUUUCAAAAAAAGUUGAACUUGGUCCCCCCUGUUGAUUAUUUUGGAAAACACAUUUGACUAAAAUUUUUUUUUAUUUUCAAAUUGUGAGAAGUACUCCUUCUUCAUUUAUUAUACUGUAUUGUAUGCUUGUUUUCAAAAUUUCAACUUACUUCUUUUAUUAAAAAUUUUUUUUGAAAGAAAAUUUAACUUGGUCCCCCUGUUGAUUUUUUUUUUGAAAACCUAAUUGACAAAAAAAAAAUUUUUUUAUUUUUAAAUUGUGGUUAUUAGUUUUUCUCCUCUUAUUUUACUGGAAUGUGUGCUUGUUUUUAAUAUUUUAACUUACUCCUUUUAUUAAAAAAAUUUUUCUUUGAAAAGAAAUUUGAACUUGGUCCCCCCUGUUGAUUCUUUUUGAAAAUAAAGUAGGCAAAAAUUUUUUUUCUUUUAGAUUGUGAUUAGUACCCCUUUCCCUUUUAUUAUACUGUGUUGUAUGCUUGUUUUUAAAAUUUUAAUUUAUUUCUUUUGUUAAAAAAAUUUUUUUCGAAAAAAGUUGAACUUGGGCCCCCUUGUUGAUUUUUGCAAACAAAAAAAUUUUUUUUUAAUUUUUUUAAAAUUGUUUAAAACUAGCAUUGUACGGUACUGUAUGCUUUUUUUUAAAUUUCAACUUACUUCUUUUAUUAAAAAAUUUUUUUUUGAAAAAAAAAAUUGAACUUGGUCCCCUCUGUUGGUUUUUUUACAAUAUUUGAAAAUUAAAAACCUUUUUUAAACACUACCUGAAUUUACCUUUAAAAACUAUCAAAAAGCCUUGCCAAGCACUAUUUUUAAUUCAUUUUUUCGUUUCAAGCAUAUUUUUUGAAUAAAUUACCGAGGUAACUGACCGUGAAACCUCAUUACUUUCAAGUCUUCGGCCUUGACGGCCCUAAAAAACAUUUAUUUUGAGGUUUUUUAAGAAAAGCUUUAAUUUUAAAAGGUAAAAUACGAUGCAUUAGCUUUGUAAAAUUAAAAUUUUUUGUUAAAAUCAAAAAAUUAAAAAAAAAUGUUUCAGGAGUACAAAAUAGUAUCAGAUAGUACAAACAAUGUUAGUCAAGGACUGGAAAAUCAGGUUAUUAAGACAAGUUGUGGAAACAGUCACAGCAGGUUAGGUUUUUAUAUAUAAAAAGUUAUCUAAACAUACGUUUAAACUUAUUUUUUAAUAUUAAAGCAACAAAAAAAGUCUUGUCGUUUUUUGACGUGCAAUUUAAGGUAAAUCGACGACAAGACUUUUUUUGGUGUAUAAUCUUAAAAAAAUGAUUAAAUCUUUAAAAAACAUUAUUAUUACGUUACAUUGUAACUUUAACUUUCAGCCAAGACCUAAUAUGCAAGUUGAAACAUGAGCUCUUAUUGUUUCAUCGACAUAAUGCUCAGUAGGUUUCUUAUCUUUUUAUUUAUCAUGUUCAAUAUUAUAUGCAAACAGACCUUCUUGACCUUAAAAUCUCGUAUUAGACCAUAAACAUUGGUGUGAUAAGCUGGAAUUAACAUUUUUUAUCAUUUCCCGUACGAUAUUAAACAUCAAAAAUGUCUUGUCUACUUAUCCUACCUUGACUUACCCUGCCCUACCAUAUCCGACAAUACCAUACCGUACCCACCUUGCCUUGCCUUGCCUUGCCUUGCCUUGCCUUGCCUUGCCUUGCCUUGCCUUGCCUUGCCUUGCCUUGCCUUGCCUUGCCUACCUUAUCAUAGUCUUUUCAGCUGGUCCUGCCACUUUGAUGAUGACAGUUACGUCAACAUUCUAAACUUGAAAAAGUUUUUGUCACAAUACGACAGUAAAAAGCGAUAUUACUUUGGCAAAGUAAGCACAGGUCCGAUACAUAUCAAAGGAUUCGAAUAUUGGUUUGGUACUGGUGGUGCUGGAUAUUGCUUGAGCCGGCCAGUUACUCAGAAAAUGUUCCAACAUGUUUCAAAGAUUUUUAAAAGAUAUUUUGGGCUUCCUGAUGAUAUUAUGUUAGCUGUGCUGGCUAGUAAGUUUUUACUUUACCUUACUUUUUCUUAUUCUACCCUACCCUGCCCUGCCCUGCCCUACCCUACCCUACCCUACCCUACCCUACCCUACCCUACCCUACCCUACCCUACCCUACCCUACCCUACCCUACCCUACCCUACCCUACCCUACCCUACCCUACCCUACCCUACCCUACCCUACCCUACCCUACCCUACCCUACCCUACCCUACCCUACCCUACCCUACCCUACCCUACCCUACCCUACCCUACCCUACCCUACCCUACCCUACCCUACCCUACCCUACCCUACCCUACCCUACCCUACCCUACCCUACCCUACCCUACCCUACCCUACCCUACCCUACCCUACCCUACCCUACCCUACCUUACCCUACCCUACCCUACCCUACACUACCCUACCCUACCCUACCCUACCCUACCCUACCCUACCCUACCUUACCCUAUCCUACCCUACCCUACCCUAUAUCAUGUGCCAUUUAUUAAUCAAUCUAGCUAUAAGUUUUAGGCAAAACAGCCAAUACAACCUUAACAAACAUAGACUUGUUCCAUUCCCACUUAGAACCAACCAAACUUUUGAGAUCUCACAUCAAGAAUCAGAUCUCAUUGUCCCAAACAGUACUACCAGGUUCAUUAUUUCAAGGCUACAGUACCAACAAAUGGAUGUAUUAUGUUCAUAAUUAUUUACAUUAUAAGAUUAAAAAUUUAGCUAUAAAACUUUUUUAA